CUGAAGAUGCCCUUUCGUAGCUGUCUCUACUAGCCUCGCGCACGCUAAAAAGAUCAACCCCUUUUGACUAAAACUUUCUUCAUUCCCUUCUUUUUUUUUUGUCUUAUCAUCUCUUCUUCGGAGCUCAAAUUCACUUCAACUGAACUGGGGCUUUUCAUCUUUUCCUUAAAAGUCAGACCUUUGUGUUCUGUUUCGAGUCAAAAAAAAGAUCGAACUUUCCACUUUGAGAGAAUCGGGUCUGAUCGAGGUUGCUAAUCUCAUCUUCUCUUCACUUUUAUUUACACAUCUCCGGUGCCUUGCGUGUGGUGGUGGCUAUGGUGAUCUGAGUGGAAAGAUUAGGGUUUCAUAAGGAGAUGAUGAUGGCUACAGGGCAAGACUCUGUUAAAGUGGUGGGCUUAGAAAAAAAUAAAAAUGGGUUUUGGUUGAGAAUCAAGCUCAUGUUUAGCUGCAUCUCUUCUAGAUCAAAAGUUGAUAACUCCACUGUAAUAGAACCUAAGCCUGUUAUUGAGAAGCGUGAAGAGGAUGGUUCACCCAAAAAACCUCUAAUGAGUGGAGGAGAAUUAAAGUAUUCAUCAAAGCUACGGAUAUUCAUGUUCAACGACCUCAAGCUAGCCACUAGGAACUUCAGACCAGAGUCUCUUCUUGGCGAAGGUGGUUUUGGAUGUGUUUUCAAAGGAUGGAUUGAGGAAAACGGAACAGCUCCCGUCAAGCCUGGUACUGGUCUAACCGUAGCUGUCAAAACACUUAACCCAGAUGGCCUUCAAGGUCACAAGGAGUGGCUGGCUGAGAUUAACUUUCUUGGAAACCUUGUUCACCCAAGCUUGGUUAAACUGGUUGGGUAUUGCAUGGAAGAUGAUCAAAGGCUGCUUGUUUAUGAGUUUAUGCCUAGAGGAAGUCUUGAGAAUCAUCUUUUCAGAAGGACAUUACCUCUCCCUUGGUCUGUGAGAAUGAAAAUCGCGGUUGGUGCAGCUAAAGGUCUUGCCUUUCUUCACGAGGAAGCCGAGAAGCCUGUCAUUUACCGCGAUUUCAAAACAUCUAACAUCUUACUUGACGCGGUAUAUGUCUGUUUGAUUUCACAUAAUAAACAGACUCCAAUUCUCUUUAUUAUUUAUAUAUUUGGAAACAAAUGUUUUCUAUUUCAGGAAUAUAACGCAAAGCUGUCUGAUUUUGGACUUGCAAAAGAUGCACCAGACGAGAAAAAAUCACAUGUAUCAACCAGAGUCAUGGGAACAUAUGGUUAUGCAGCUCCUGAGUAUGUAAUGACUGGACAUUUGAGUACAAAGAGUGAUGUAUACAGCUUUGGAGUAGUGUUACUCGAGAUACUAACCGGACGCAGAGCGGUGGAUAAAACCCGUCCCAACGGCGAACAGAACCUGGUCGAAUGCGCGAGACCUCAUCUUUUAGACAAGAAGAGGUUUUACAGACUGUUGGAUCCUCGGUUGGAAGGUCACUACUCGAUCAAGGGUGCUCAGAAGGCGACACAAGUAGCGGCGCAGUGUUUGAACCGAGACUGCAAAGCUAGACCGAAGAUGAGCGAAGUGGUGGAAGCUUUGAAGGCGUUGCCGAGUCUUAAAGACUUCGCUAGCUCUUCUUCUUCUUUCCAAACUAUGCAGCCUGUUGGGAAGAACGGUGUUAGAACACAAGGAGGAGGAGGAGGUGGGUUUGUGUCGAGGAAUGGAGUGCCUUUGAGGAGUUUGUCUAGUUUGAACUUGCCUCAAGGUUCUUCGCCUUAUCGGUAUGCUCGUGGAUCACCAAAGGCUAAAGGAUAAAAGUCAAGACUUGAUUAUAGGGAUUAGCUCUUUGGUUCUGAAGGUCUAGAGAUUUUGAUCUGGUGACUUGUUAUUGUGUAGAAAUGUAAAGGUUGAGAGUAUAAAGUGAGCCUGUUUGUACGACGUUAUGUUUGCACUGUCAUGCUAUGCAUUGGUUUUUAUUUUUCCU
Molecule: messenger RNA, 1938 nt
Organism: Raphanus sativus (radish)
Lineage: Eukaryota; Viridiplantae; Streptophyta; Magnoliopsida; Brassicales; Brassicaceae
Product: serine/threonine-protein kinase PBL36
Exons: 5
Coding region: 354-1769 (471 amino acids)
Biological process (GO): protein phosphorylation
Molecular function (GO): protein kinase activity; ATP binding
Source: RefSeq, a predicted model, not a curated record